Neofelis nebulosa (Clouded leopard) is the source of this 5307-nucleotide messenger RNA. It is a transcript of the gene CC2D2A, whose product is annotated as coiled-coil and C2 domain containing 2A. Gene Ontology annotation, cellular component: ciliary transition zone. The record is from RefSeq and is a predicted model, not a curated record. Gene Ontology annotation, biological process: protein localization to ciliary transition zone; non-motile cilium assembly. The coding region runs from base 219 to 5159 and encodes 1646 amino acids. The transcript has 39 exons. NCBI's taxonomy places the organism in Eukaryota, Metazoa, Chordata, Mammalia, Carnivora, Felidae.
CCUUAGGAACGUGUUGCUAAGCGGGUGUUUUUGCUCCCAGAGCUUCAGCCUCCCAGGGAGCAGCCCUGGGUCCGCCCCAACGUUCAGCCUUUCCCUUUGGACUCUUUCAGAAGAUUCGACAGCAAGACUCCGUCUCUCCCCACUUUCCUUUCAUCCCAGGAAGCGGAAUCUGCAAAGCGCUUUGUAAAGUUGCUUAAGGAGCAGACACUGCAGCCAAAAUGAAUCCCAAGGAAGAAAAAGUGAAAAUAAUCACAGAGGAGUUCGAUGAAAAUGAUGAGGAUACAGGUGUGGGAAGCCAGAAGAAGACCUCAAAGAUGGCAAGACAGAAAAGGAAGAAACGGCUGCCCGCCGCUGGCCCCGAGGAAAUGGUGUCUGAAAAUCCCCACCUAGGCAACCAGCCGGAGCCCCUGCAGGAAGAUUCUGACACUCGCCCUCUGAGCAUGACCACCCGUCGAGGCCCCCGGAGCUUACCUCCAAUUCCUUCAGCUUCCAGAACGGGCUUUGCAGAAUUUUCCAUGAGGGAACGCAUGAGGGAGAAAUUGCAGGCUGCCAGGUCCAAAGCAGAAAGCACGCUGCUGCAGGAAAUCCCCACCCCUCGGCCCAGGCGCUUCCAGAGUGCCGGUGAAAAAGAACUGGAGACCGAAUUUGGCGCGGAGCCAGGGGAGGAGGCACAAAAGACUGAACAAGAAGAUGAUUCCCAAAGUCGCUCGAGAGUAAAGUUCCGUGAUUCUGUACGAAAAAUCAAGACUAAACCCCCGGUCCCACCUGGCUUCCCUUCUGCCGAAGAAGCCUAUAACUUCUUCACUUUCAACUUUGAUCCUGAACCGGAGGAAUCAGAGGAAAAACCGAAAGCAAAAAAUAGAGAUGGAACUACCCAAGAGGAGGAGGAAGGAGAGGAAGAAGAGCCACCUGUGCAGGGAAUCCACAAAACGGAUGAACAAUUGCUGAUUAGUGCUACAGAGGCCGAGGCUUUUCUGUGGGGCUUAGAUCACACAGCUGCGGAUUUUGUGGCAGUCAGACCUGCAGAUUAUGAAAGUGCCCACGUCCGACUACAGAUGGAAAAAGAACUCCUGUUCGUGCCCAGCAGGCUGACAGUGCCUACGUAUAAAAAGCUUCCCGAGAACGUACAGCCCAGAUAUCUGGAAGACGAAGGCCUGUACAUCGGCACAAGACCAGACGUGCCUCGCACCUGUCAGAACAUCAUGGAGAACCGGUUGCUGACACAGGAACCUGGAAGAAGGUGGUUCGGAGACGAUGGGCGAAUCGUAGCACUGCCAAACCCCAUCAAGCCAUUUCCUUCAAGACCACCGGUAUUGACACAGGAGCAAGACUUCAGGGCAGAACUUGAAACAUUGUAUAAAAAGGCGGUAAAAUAUGUCCACAGAAGUCAGCACAUGAUUGGGUCUGGAGACUCCCCGGGAAAUUUCCAACUGGACAUUGAUAUUUCAGGGUUAAUCUUCACUCAUCAUCCCUGUUUCAGCCGCGAGCAUGUUUUGGCAGCCAAGCUGGCCCAGUUAUAUGACCAGUACCUGGCAAGACACCAGAGAAACAAGGCAAAAUUUCUUACUGACAAGCUCCAAGCUCUAAGAAAUGCUGUUCAGACAGGACUUAACCCAGAAAAAACUCAUAAGUCUCUUGAUACGACCCAAAAAACUAUCAAUGAGUAUAAGUCUGAAAUUCGGCAAACAAGAAAACUGCGUGACGCUGAACAAGAAAAAGAUCGAAUGUUGCUUAAAACCAUCAUAAAAGUUUGGAAGGAGAUGAAAUCCCUUCGAGAAUUUCAGAGGUUUACAAAUACACCCUUGAAACUUGUUUUGAGAAAGGAAAAGGUUGACCAGAAAGCAGACGAAGAAGCAUACGAAGCAGAAAUUCAAGCCGAAAUAAGCGAGUUGUUGGAAGAACACAUGGAAGAGCAUGAGCAGAAGAUGGAAGCGUACAGAGCCGCGUACCAGCAGUGGAAAGCCUGGAAGAAAGCCCAGAGGGCCAAGAAGAAGAAAAAGAAGCAAGCAGUCGAAGAGCAUCCUGAAGAGGAGAUGGGGGAGCCGUAUCCUGAGGAGGAUCCGGUGAAACCGGUCCCGCCGGAGCCCACCGAUCGGGCCCUGAUGGAGCACCAGGUGAGGGAGAGGGCAGCCCGGAGCAGGAGAAGGCCUGGGGAGCCGCUGCUGGUCCCGGAGCUGAGCCUGGCAGGGAGCGUCACGCCCAACGAGCAGUGUCCCAGGGUGGAGGUCUUGCGAAGGGAGGACGUCAAGAGACGCUCAAUAUAUCUAAAGGUGAUCUUCAACGACAAAGAAGUGUCCAGGACCGACAGUCGGCCCCUCGGGGCAGACUUCCGAGUUCACUUUGGACAGAUUUUCAAUUUGCAAAUAUUCAACUGGCCGGAGAGUUUGACACUGCAGGUAUACGAAACAGUUGGACACAGUGGCACCACUUUGCUGGCAGAAGUGUUUCUGCCUAUUCCUGAAACGACCAUUGUCACUGGAAGGGCUCCCAUUGAAGAAGUGGAGUUUAGCAGUAACCAGCAUGUGACCCUGGACCACGAGGGUGUUGGAAGUGGAAUGCCCUUCUCAUUUGAAGCUGAUGGGAGCAACCAACUGAUUCUCAUGACCUCGGGGAAAGUGUCCAACAGCGUGGCAUGGGCCAUUGGAGAAAACGGGAUCCCUUUGAUUCCUCCACUGUCACAGCAGAACAUUGGAUUUAGAAGCACAACGCCCUCGAGCUCCGUCCAUGUUGUUGCAAAUGGCCGGAUUCCUCCUUUUUUAUGUGCUUUGAAGAGAGCAGAUGCCAUCUCGUCCAUCGGCACAUCGGGACUGACAGACUUGAAAAAGUUGGCCAAGUGGGCAGCAGAGUCCAAGCUCGACCCGAAUGACCCCAACAAUGCCCCUUUGAUGCAGCUAAUCUCGGUUGCUACUAGCGGUGAAUCCUACGUCCCUGAUUUCUUUCGACUGGAACAGCUGCAGCAAGAAUUUAACUUUGUUUCAGAUGAGGAGUUAAAUAGAUCCAAACGAUUCCGGCUUCUUUGUCUUAGAAGCCAAGAGGUGCCAGAAUUCCGAAAUUAUAAGCAAAUUCCAGCAUAUGAUCGGGAAAUUAUGGAAAAGGUAUUCCAGGACUAUGAGAAACGGUUACGAGACAGAAAUGUAAUUGAAACCAAGGACCACAUAGAUCCCCAUAGGGCCAUGGUAGCCAAGUACCUCCAACAGGUUAGAGAAUCAGUGAUCAAUCGUUUCCUAAUUGCAAAACACCAUUUUCUUCUUUCGGAUUUGAUAGUAGAAGAAGAAGUUCCCAAUAUCAGCAUUUUGGGGCUAAGCCUUUUCAAGCUGGCAGAACAAAAGCGACCACUGAGGCCAAGGAGAAAAGGCCGGAAGAAGGUGACGGCCCAGAACCUGUCCGACGGAGACAUAAAGGUGCUGGUGAACAUUAUCCGGGCUUAUGACAUUCCUGUGAGGAAGGCGACAGCAAGCAAAUUCCAGCAGCCAUCAAGGUCUUCAAGGACUUUCAGCGAAAAGCAUGCUGCCUCCCCAACCACACACAGCCCAACCCACAGUGCUGACUACCCCCUCGGCCAGGUUUUAGUGCGUCCUUUUGUAGAAGUUUCUUUUCAACGAACGAUUUGCCACACAACUACAGCUGAAGGACCAAACCCCAGCUGGAAUGAAGAACUUGAACUUCCAUUUAGGGCCCCCAAUGGAGACUACAGCACAAGCAGUUUGCAGUCAGUGAAAGAUGACGUGUUCAUUAACAUUUUUGAUGAAGUGCUCUAUGAUGUCCUCGAGGAUGACCGUGAAAGAGGAAGUGGAAUCCACACCCGUAUUGAGAGACACUGGUUGGGAUGCGUGAAGAUUCCAUUUAGCACGAUAUAUUUCCAAGCCAAGAUUGAUGGGACAUUUAAAAUAGACAUUCCCCCCGUUCUCCUGGGCUACAGUAAGGAACGGAGCAUGAUUAUCGAGCGGGGUUUUGACUCCGUGCGAAGCCUGAGUGAAGGCUCCUACAUCACCCUGUUCAUCACCAUGGAGCCUCAGCUGGUUCCCGGGGAGUUGGUUCGAGAAAAGAUGAGUGACGUACUUAAAAAGUUUGAUUCUCAGGAAGAUGAGAAAUUGCUACAAGCAACAGAGAAGUUUCAAGCUGAAUGUGCCUUAAAGUUUCCACAUCGUCAAUGCCUCACAACAGUGACUGACAUAAGUGGAAAAACCGUCUUUAUCACUCGUUACCUCAAGCCAUUAAACCCUCCACAGGAGCUCUUGGAGGCCUGCCCCAACAACCCACAAGCAACGGCAGAACUGGUGGCCCGAUAUGUGUCAUUGAUUCCUUUCUUGCCUGACACUGUUUCAUUUGCUGGCAUCUGUGACCUGUGGAGCACAUCUGACCAAUUUCUUGAUCUCCUGGCAGGAGACGAAGAAGAGCAUGCGGUUUUACUAUGUAAUUAUUUUCUCUCCCUGGGUAAAAAGGCCUGGCUGGUGAUGGGCAGUGCUAUUCCUGAGGGUCCAACUGCCUAUGUUCUAACUCGGGAGCAAAGUCACUAUUUAAUAUGGAAUCCCUGCAGUGGACAUUUUUAUGGACAAUUCGAUACAUUCUGUCCCUUAAAAAGUGUGGGCUGUUUAAUAGGUCCCGAUAAUAUUUGGUUUAAUAUUCAACGACAUGACUCUCCACUACGGAUAAAUUUUGAUGUCACCAAGCCCAAGCUAUGGAAGUCUUUCUUUUCAAGAAGUCUUCUAUAUCCUGGCCUUUCCAGUGUUCAGCCAGAAGAACUAAUUUACCAGCGCACAGACAAAGCGGCCGCAGCUGAGCUACAAGACAGGAUUGAAAAAAUACUCAAAGAGAAAAUCAUGGACUGGCGGCCACGGCAUCUGACCAGGUGGAACAGGUACUGCACCUCCGCGCUACGACACUUCCUGCCUCUGUUAGAGAGAAGCCGAGGAGAGGACGUGGAAGACGACCACAGAGGAGAGCUGCUCAAGCAGCUGGGAGACUACCGGUUCUCUGGAUUUCCACUUCACAUGCCCUAUUCUGAACUGAAGCCUUUAAUUGAAGCAGUAUAUAGCACUGGAGUACAUAAUAUUGAUGUUCCUAAUGUUGAAUUUGCUUUAGCUGUAUAUAUCCACCCAUACCCCAAAAACGUUUUGUCUGUUUGGAUCUAUGUUGCCUCUCUCAUACGCAACAGGUAACUUUUUUCAUCGUAUACUUUUUAUAUCAUGUAGAAACUAUUUCAUAGCACAAUAAUCUUAAGUGAUACUCAUCACAUCAGAAGGAAGAAAUUAUUUGUAAAUAAUGAAAUAAAAUGAUCGUUUUCAAAAUAAGUGUUUUUAUUUAGUA